Molecule: messenger RNA, 2668 nt
Organism: Dama dama (fallow deer)
Lineage: Eukaryota; Metazoa; Chordata; Mammalia; Artiodactyla; Cervidae
Gene: PLPPR2
Product: phospholipid phosphatase related 2
Exons: 10
Coding region: 368-1726 (452 amino acids)
Biological process (GO): phospholipid dephosphorylation; signal transduction; phospholipid metabolic process
Molecular function (GO): phosphatidate phosphatase activity
Source: RefSeq, a predicted model, not a curated record
GAGACUGCGCGGCGCGGCCGGGCCGGCCGACCGCGUCUCCAUCUCCGCGUUCGCCCGCUGGCUAGCGGUCGGUUUGUCUGUCCGUCCCGCCGCGCCGGGGCCGUCUAGGUGGAGCCAGGGCUCAGGCGGUCGACCUGAGCAAGCCACGUGGAUGGGGCACUGGACCCAGAGUGCCUACCCCUGCCUGUCUGGGCCUCAGUUUCCUCAUCUGGGCAAUGGGGGUGACCAUCCCUGCCCUGCUGGCUGCCAGGAGCGGCUGUGAGUCUGUGGGCGUGGCAGCAGCCUGCGGGAAGCCAUAGGGCCGGAUCACAGGCCCCGCCCCUGGCGGUCCCAUUCCCUCUUCAUCUCCACAGGCCCAGCCAUCACCAUGGCGGGAGGGAGACCUCAGCUGAAGAGGAGUUUUUCCAUCAUCCCCUGCUUUGUCUUCGUGGAGUCGGUACUGCUGGGCAUCGUGGUCCUGCUUGCCUACCGCCUGGAGUUCACAGACACGUUCCCUGUGCACACCCAGGGCUUCUUCUGCUAUGAUAGUACCUAUGCCAAGCCCUACCCAGGGCCUGAGGCUACCAGCAGAGCACCCCCAGCCCUCAUCUACGCCCUGGUCACUGCUGGGCCCACCCUCACGAUCCUGCUUGGGGAGCUGGCGCGUGCCUUUUUCCCUGCACCACCCUCAGCCGUCCCCAUCAUUGGGGAGAGCACCAUCGUGUCCGGGGCCUGCUGCCGCUUCAGCCCCCCACUGCGGAGGCUGGUCCGCUUCCUGGGGGUCUACUCUUUUGGCCUCUUCACCACGACCAUCUUCGCUAACGCGGGGCAGGUGGUGACCGGCAAUCCCACGCCUCACUUCCUGUCCGUGUGCCGCCCCAACUACACGGCCCUAGGCUGCCCGCCACCCUCACCGGACCGGCCAGGGCCCGACCGUUUCGUCACUGACCAGGGUGCCUGCGCCGGCAGUCCCAGCCUGGUGGCUGCUGCCCGCCGCGCCUUCCCCUGCAAGGACGCUGCCCUUUGCGCCUAUGCCGUCACCUACACAGCGAUGUACGUGACACUCGUGUUCCGCGUGAAGGGCUCCCGCCUGGUCAAACCCUCACUCUGCCUGGCCCUGCUGUGCCCUGCUUUCCUGGUGGGCGUGGUCCGCGUGGCUGAGUACCGCAACCACUGGUCGGACGUGCUGGCUGGCUUCCUGACAGGGGCAGCGAUCGCCACCUUUCUGGUCACUUGUGUCGUGCACAACUUCCAGAGCCGGCCACCCUCUGGCCGAAGGCUCUCCCCUUGGGAGGACCUGAGCCAAGCCCCCACCAUGGACAGCCCCCUCGAAAAGUUAAGUGUGGCCCAGGAACCCGAGGGCUGCAGGCCGCAUUCGACACCGGCACGGCUCACCCCAUCCAAGCCGCAGAACUGCGCCCGCCGUGGCCACCUGAUCCCCAACUGCGUGUCCUCCAGGGCUCCAGCCAUGUGUUCAUCGCCCCGUGUGCCCCGCCCUCGAUUGAGGUCUGAGCCGACGCCCCUGCCUCUGCCUCUGCCCCUGCCAGCACCAACCCCCAGCCAGGGCCCCUCGCCCUCUUCCCCCGGGCCUGGGGGGCCGGGCGGGGGUGGUGGCCGUGGCCGGAAACUGCUGCUGCCCACACCCCUGCUGCGGGACCUAUACACCCUUAGCGGACUCUAUCCCUCCCCCUUCCACCGGGACAACUUCAGCCCUUACCUGUUUGCCAGCCGCGACCACCUGCUGUGAGGCCUGACACCCACCCAGAAUCUGCCCAGUCCCCAUUUCUUCCCUGCCACGCGUGUGUGUGCGUGUGCUGUGUGAGUGCCAAAGCCCUUGUCCCCAGGCCAGCCAGGCCCAGACAUCAGAGGAUGGCUGGAAGGACAUGGAGGGGACCCCCUGUCUCUUGCCCUCUAGGACAUCCAAGUGGGCAUAAUUGGGAGGUGGGUCCUUGCCUCCUAGGAUUGCCCUUUUAAGGGCCAAAGCCUGAUCCCAUUGGCCAUUGCCCAGCCAAUGGGGGCUUCCCAGUUCUCAGAAUCCUAGCCAAAAGGAGUUUACUCCAGCCAAUAAGAGAAUCCCCUAUUUUUAGACACCUCAGGCAAGAGGGCAACUCUAGUCAGUGUUCAGCCUCUGAACAACAAAUAGGAGUCCUUGGUUCUCAGACUCUCAAGGUGGGUGGGUAUGAUUCCAGUCAAUGGGGGACCGCCCAUGUCUAAGCAUGUGCAAAGGAGAGGGUGCUCUCUCAGAAUCAGAGUCCAGCUGGAGGGUCGGGGGCAGGCUCCCCCAUAGCAGGGUCCUUGGGGGUACCCCUUCCUCUCUCAGCCCCUCCCCCAUGUGCAAUCUCUCACCCAGUCUCUCCUAACGCCCAGCUUGUGCAGGGCUUACCCCAUUUCAGAGGUUUUGGGGUUCAGGGUGCUGCAUUCCCCCUUGCCUGUGCCCAGGUCACUCCAAACCCUUCUGUUAUUUAUUAGGGCUGUGGGAAGGGAGUUUUUUUUUUUCUUCCUUAGAACCACCCCUGUUCUUCACACUGCCCCCCCAUGCCUCAGCCUCAUACAGAUGUGCCAUCAUAGAGGCAUGGGUGGAGCAAAGAGGGCUCCCCAUCCCCGGCAGCCAAAGGCAGUGGGCAGGGGAGACACUGCCCCCCUUUCACACCCCCUCCUCAUCUUUAAUAAAGACCUGUUUGUAACAGAA